Molecule: messenger RNA, 1503 nt
Organism: Adineta ricciae
Lineage: Eukaryota; Metazoa; Rotifera; Eurotatoria; Adinetida; Adinetidae
Source: the annotation of a GenBank genome assembly
AUGACAAGUGAUACAAUGUUUAAUAUCGAAAAUGACGACAAACGUCAUUUCGAUCUGGUCAAUUCCGGUGGCGAAGAUGAUGAUGAAGAACAUCCGAUAUCAUUAUCAUCAACUAGUUCGUCGGAUGAGAAACAGCAAAUCAUCAAAAAUACAAUUGAAACAUUCGAAGACAAAAAGCUAAAUCGAUUAUACGAUGAAUGGUUAGCACUUGAUGGCGAAAUACGAACAUUUGAACCAAAACAUAAAGAAUAUGUGGAAAAGCUCAAUAUAGUUGAAUCCUUGAAGACACAGUACAGACAGGAAUUCAAUAAAUAUAAUAAAAAAGUCAAACAAUUACAACACGACGUUGCUCAACUACGUAAAUCAUACGCGAAAAAAGAAGAAGCAACAAAGAAAAGUACGCCGAAUCCAAUUCUCCGAACUCGAUUAAAUUCCCUUUCAACAUCAAAUCUUGCAUUGAAUCGAAAUGCUUCGUUCGCAAAUUCACCAACACUAGCUCAUCUUCGUCCAUUAGUAGCUGUUAAUUCUUCGCCUUCGCUGGAUAAACUCGUUGAUACUUUAUCAUCUGGUGAACGUCUGAAUCUCAUCUCUCAACAAUUAGAAACUAAUCAACUAUAUCUAUCGCGAAUCUCGGAUACUUUGCCUCGAAAAGAUCCUUAUCUCAAAGUCAUUCUCGGUGGUGUGGAUGUUUCGAUCUUGAAUAAAUCGGAUAAAUGGACUUACAAACAAGAAUAUGAAAAAUUCAAAUUCAUUAUAACUUGUAUUUCAUUAGUUUCUUCACUUGUAAUCUGGUCAUUAACCUCGCGGUAUCGAGCAUUUGAUGCUUUAUUCCAUUUCUUACUUGUUUGGUAUUAUUGCACAUUAACCAUCCGUGAAUCGAUUCUCAUUGCGAAUGGUUCAAAUAUAAAUCCUUGGUGGAGAGCGCAUCAUUUUAUAGCAACAGUAGCAACAGGUAUUUUGUUAACAUGGCCCGAUUCGGAAUCUUAUCAAGCAUUUCGAACCCAGUUCUUUGUUUUUUCGUUUUAUCUUAGUUUUGUUCAAGGUUUGCAAUUCUAUUACCAACGCGGAUGUCUUUAUCGACUCCGAGCACUGGGAGAAACACAUGAUAUGGAUAUCACAAUCGAAGGAUUCCAUCGGUGGAUGUUUCGCGGUCUUUCAUUUUUGGUUCCGUUUCUUUUGUUUGGUUAUUUAUUUCAAUUAUACAAUGCUUAUUCACUGUGGCAAUUAGCUCAUCUAGCCAGCACGCACGAAUGGCAAGUGUAUGUGUUAUCAAUAAUAUUUUUCGUUCUGUUUCUCGGAAAUAUUUGCACAACAUUGAGUGUUUUGCGGGAUAAAUUACGCGAAAAGACUCGGCCGAUCUUGUUGAAACAAAAAUAUCAAAGUUUGAAAACAUUCUUGUCAACAAAUUACCAUCGACGGACAAGAUCAUAUCAACAAGAACGUUCUCGACAAGUUGAUUCGAUUAAAAAUGAAAGAAUUCGAAAACUUUCAAAAGAAAAUUAA